AGAAGAGAAAUAGGCGAGACGAAGAAGAGUUAAUCUAUCUCUGCUCUGAAGAUUUGAUCACUACAUUUACAAGGAAGCCAUGGAGAACGCUACCGAACCACCGUCGCCGUCGAUGCCGUACGCCGCCGGAACCGGCCAGCCAAUUUACAUCCAUCCGCGGCGAGAGCCGUUCGAGCACGGCCUUCUCCCAAUUCCGAAGCUCAUCUUCACCGACGGCACGCAAACCCUAGGUCCGAUCAAGGACAAGCUCUUAUCGCUCUCUUCCGAGUCUGCUCACCGUGUUAACUCGCAAUCCAUUUCGGAGACGCUUCAGAUCUCGCCUGACCACGCGCGCCUCGUGCUCGAAACCGUUGCCGCCGUCCUGCACUCCGAAUCGGAUCCUCUCGUCUCCGCCAAUCCCGCCGAGGUUGAUUCCGUCGGCGUGAAUGUGUUCGAUUUGGUGGUGUUUCUGUACAUUCAGAGCUAUAAGAGGUUGCUUCCCAAGGGACAUAAGGACUCCGCUGCAGUCGCCGAUGUUUGGCCAUCCACUUCUGCGUUCGAUGGUUUCUUAUCUGCGCUUUCGCCACUGCAGCUUGUACGCAGCAAUAGUCGUAGGUUCAUGCCAUCACAAUCUGAUGAAGAGGCUCAUCAGUUAUCCUAUUUACAGAAGCAUGUGGGCAACAUUCUCUCUCUUUUGGCUGACUCAGUUGAAGGAGAGGCAGAAGAAUCACUGGUUUUGUCAAUGGAGAAAUUUGAGCAUCUUGGCUAUCUAAUCUAUUUUGGUGAAAAGGGAUCUGAGAGAACUCCAUUGAGCCAAAAUGCUCCCUUUUUUGCAAAUUCUGAUCCAGACAUGCCCGCUGUUCCUGUUCCUGCUGCCCAAGUUCACGAAUGGCUUCUACAAAAUAUUGCAUCUGCUUUGGAACGUAUUGCUGAGAGAGCAUCUGCCAAGGAAAAUGGCCUGACCAAUGCCUCUGAUCAGGAUAUUCCAAUGACCGAUGUCUCUACAAGUCCAGCAAAGGCUACACCUAGUUCCCGGGGUCCUAGCUUUAUUGAGGGGAUUUCAAAAUCAUCUUAUGUAAGGCACGCAAAUGAUCUUAAAGGCUCUUCUGUAAAAGUUGUGAACUGCCAUGAAUCAGUGAUUUAUAUACUGGCUCCUUUAAGAUAUGCAACAGUUUAUGGAUGCUCUGAUGCAACCAUUGUUCUUGGUGCUGUUGGCAAGGCAGUCAGAGUUGAACACUGUGAACGAGUGCAUGUGAUUGCAGCAGCCAAGCAUAUCUGUAUUGCCAAUUGUCGUGAAUGUGUAUUCUUUUUAGGAGUAAAUCAACAACCCCUUAUUGUUGGUGAUAACCAUAAAUUACAGGUGGCUCCCUAUAACACAGUUUACUCACAGUUAGAGGAGCACAUGAAUCAAGUUGGUAUCUACCCUACCAUUAACAGAUGGGAUGAACCUGUGGCACUUGGAGUGGUUGAUCCACAUGAUUCACUAUCGCAUCCUGCUGGUGUAUCUGAUGUCCAAACUGAGUCUGCUAACCGUUUAGACCCUGAUCAAUUUACUUACUUUUUGGUUCCUAAUUGGUUUGAAGCUCAACAAUCUGGUUCCACGAAAGAUAACCCUUUUCCCUUGCCAGAUGCUUAUAUGGCUUCUCAGCAUAAAAAUCAUAAGAAUCUUGGGGAGGUUAAGCAAAUUUUGAGGGAAACCGAGCUUGAAGACAGCCGGAAACGGGAAUUGGCUAGCGCUCUCCAUGUGCUGUUUAAAGACUGGUUAUAUGCUUCUGGAAAUAUCAGGCAACUUUACUGCCUACAAGGUGAAUAGAACUGUUGUUCGACGUUUUGAAGAGGUCAAAAGGAGGUUUGCAAGUCGAGCAUAAUACUUUUGACCACCAAUUUAAGUCGCCACACACUCCUUGUCAAUUUUGAAUGUGGUGGAGGCAGCCGAGAGUGCGAUGCUAGGGUUUGCAAGCUGUUGCAAACAAGCUUUGUCCCUUUGAAACUAUCUUGCAGACAGAUUAUAUUUAGUCAUGCAUCUGCUAACUUGGUGUAGUUCCUUUGAAAGUAGUCUCUCUUAUGAAAUUUCUGUGUCAGUUCCGCAUCGGAGUAUUUAGUUUGUCAGUUGGCUCUUCACUCUUGUCUUCUGUUUGUAUGGCUGCUGGGUAAAGUUUGGAUGUUUGAAUUAGGUUUGGUGCUGGUGAGAAAAGCCAAGGCAAGUAGAGAAGUGGCUAGUGCUCAACCUCUGUUUAGUCAAGUGUUGUUAUAAAUGCUUGGCUUCAUUGUUGUCAGUCUGUGUCUUCCUUCUGUAAUGUUUCCUGUAUCUAAUAAAAUCUUAACUCCAUGUUCCUUGAGUUAUGAUAGUAUAGAGAUGUUCAUAAA
Messenger RNA from Ipomoea triloba (trilobed morning glory), 2346 nucleotides. RefSeq names its product TBCC domain-containing protein 1-like. The coding region runs from base 80 to 1792 and encodes 570 amino acids. The transcript has 9 exons. NCBI's taxonomy places the organism in Eukaryota, Viridiplantae, Streptophyta, Magnoliopsida, Solanales, Convolvulaceae. The record is from RefSeq and is a predicted model, not a curated record.